Molecule: messenger RNA, 5906 nt
Organism: Apus apus (common swift)
Lineage: Eukaryota; Metazoa; Chordata; Aves; Apodiformes; Apodidae
Gene: YPEL2
Product: yippee like 2
Exons: 5
Coding region: 272-631 (119 amino acids)
Source: RefSeq, a predicted model, not a curated record
GCUGCGGGGCUGCCUGCUGCGCGUCGGGCGCCGCGCUCCGUCCGCGCUGGGGACGCGCUGGAGCCGCCGCGGCCAGUUUGUGUGCAGUCCCUCAUUCCCUCUGCCCAAAUCUCUUCCUCUGAAGCAGUCACCAGUGUGUGGAGCCUGCCCCACACCCAUCACCUGCCAAACCACGGCCUUUACCUGCGUCUUCCGGUGUUUCCCGUGCGACCCGUCCUGCGGGAGCGCCUCCUGGGCCACCCCAGACUUCACGCAGCGCUCAGUGGCUCCAAUGGUGAAGAUGACAAGGUCCAAGACUUUCCAGGCAUAUCUGCCUUCGUGCCACAGGACCUACAGCUGCAUUCACUGCAGGGCUCAUCUUGCCAACCACGAUGAGCUCAUUUCCAAGUCCUUUCAAGGAAGCCAAGGACGAGCAUACCUCUUCAAUUCAGUAGUUAAUGUGGGUUGUGGCCCUGCAGAGGAGCGGGUGUUAUUAACAGGAUUACAUGCGGUUGCAGAUAUUUACUGUGAAAACUGCAAAACCACACUGGGUUGGAAAUAUGAACACGCUUUUGAAAGCAGCCAGAAGUAUAAAGAAGGCAAAUACAUCAUUGAACUAGCUCACAUGAUCAAGGAUAAUGGCUGGGAUUGAAUGGAAAGAGCCCAGCCCUACCAGCGUGUAAGAAAAUGCCAUCCAACCGAACAUUAUAUCCAAGAGUGAGAGAGUGACUGAACGCUUGGUUCCAUGCAUUUAGAGGCUCUGCAAUUUGGGAGCAUCUUCACACCCUUCUCCAUCUUUAUUGGUGACUGGCCUCUAAAUUUCUGUCUCUCUGUCUCUUUGCUUUGUAUCUGUUUGUGAGUUGACCCUGGCUGCUUCUCUCUCUGUCCUGGCGUUGGCUCAGAGAAUGCACCGAAUGCCCGACAGCCAUUCCAUGGUGACGAGUGUUUAAGUACAAACUGAAGCUCAGUGGUGGCAUCUUAACCAGAAGGUCUCGGUGCGGGAGGAAGACCCAAGUUUUGGGCAGGAGAAGGUGAUAGGGGGUGGGGAGUGGGCCCGAAGGGAAGUCAUCAGAAGUUGAAACUGUACUUCUCCUCUAAGUCCUGGUUAACCAAGGCUUGAAACUAUCUACUUGUCUAAAUGGACAGAAAAAUACCUCAUGGCUGCGUUCUCUCCAAAUCGUAAAACCACUGCUCCAUUGGUGGAGCUUCAGGCUAAGCUGGCUGAGCACAAGUCGUAACCAGUUCCCCCUGCAAGCUAAUUGCAAAUCUGUGUGUUGUUUGCCAUUUAUGAACUUGUUGUCUGGGGGGAGGGAGGACCUGAAGGCUGGAGAGAUUCCCUGCCUCUCCUUUUUCUCGCUGUUUCAGGGUAGGUAGGCCAAACAUCCCAACAGAGCACAGCUGUGGGAGCAUCCUCACAGCUGGAGAAACCAAAUCCUGACUCUUGAGCCCUUUAGAGAGGAAGAGAAAUCUGCUUAAGGCACAGUGGGACUGGAGCUGCAGAAGAUAGGAUGGGGGGGAAAAAAGGCCUGUGAUAGGCAAGAAAGAGGAGAUUACAUAGAAGAGGAUGGGGACAAACUUAGUAACACAGGAUACCCCUUGAUUUCCCGGCCUCCACUGAGCAUCCUUGGGGGCCUUUUACCAAUCCUUCGUAAGUGUGAGUAGGAAAAUGCUGUUACAGAAUCUUUUUCUUGAAUCCCAGGCCCCAGCCAACAGCUCUGCCCUUGGAGCCUGGCAGAGGAAUGGUGUGAGAGUGGGGAGAGGAGGGAGCCAAGGAGCCUGGUGUUUGUAGCAGUAUUGCACAGGUGGAUAUUUCAAGCUAUGAGGUAUCCUUCCCAAAACCUUUCCCCCCUUUUCCCACUCCCAGAAGCCUGUUGCAGGCACAGGGGGAAUGGGAAAGAAAAAAAAGAAACUAAACAUCUUCCCCCUAUCCCUGAAAUUGUCUAUGCCUUGGAGUUUAAAAGGGAGGGGUAGAUGUGAGCAUCAUAACUACAAGGGACAAGUCCUUCCCAUUUUAAUUUUUUCAUUUUAAUAAGUGUGGACCUUCCCGAGGGGGUUGGUGAGGAGGGGGCAUCAUGUGAGAGUGGAGCUGCAUUAGACAUAAAUGACAAUGUGAAGUUUGCUCUGCAACAGUCCAGCCAGUAUCUGGUGCAUAACUCAAGACUAUUUAACUUACUUAGUUUUAUCUCUCUGAGUGAAUUUUCUUUUUGUUUGUGGAAUUCUUUCAAGUAGGUUAAUCCACUGGGGGAAAUUCUUCUUAAUCCAGAAGGAAAGAGUAUUGUGCAGGGGAUUGUAACUCCUUAUGAAACUGAAGCUUUGGAGCUGUAAGCUGUUGCUGCUUGUCCCAUGAUGCUCUUGGUGAGCUGUGGGAAUCAGGACACGGUGCUGGUGGUGAGAAGGUAAUUAGCUGUUAAAUGAAGGGGAUGUGAGCAAAGUUGCUGCUUACAGGUCAGGGUGGACCUUAUGUGUUGGGUUCUUGUGCUGAAACCCAAACCUGAUGGCCCACCUAAGCACAGGCUGUCCUUUCUGUUCAACCACACUCUUCUUUACAACCCGGAAAGACAAGUAAGAUGGGAGUCUGGCCACAGGUCCUGCAGUGGGUGGAGCUGGCUCGGUUUGUGGCUGCCCUGUUGGGAGGUGGCCUCUGCCUUCGCCCUUUCUGCUGUGGCUGCCUAACAGUUAUUCAGCUUCUGUUUCUGAUCACCUCUGCUUCCAUCAUCCACAUUCCCUUCAGUGAUAAAAAUCUAGUAGAAAUAAAAAAUUCCACAGUCCCCACUGUCCUGUGACUUUGGCACUGACCUGGUCCCGUCUUCCUGUCCUUUGGUUGGUGAUCCAUGGCAAUUUAUUGGCUAGUGGGAAGCAAUCUAGGUUCUUUGAAGAGCUCUUCAGUCUCCCCAGAUGUGGAGCCUUUAAAGGGGCCUGAUGGGAGCUGGGAGAAGGAAGGGAUAACCCCAAAUCAUUAAUGUGAGAUUGAGAAAAAGAGCACACAGAGGCUCAUGGUUUGAUGUUGGUAUUUAGAGUGAUUGCCUAUAAAAAAGUGAUAUAAAAGGUCAGCCUGUCUAGAGGACUGCUCUGAGAAGCAAGAACAGUUACUACAGAGAGCUACCAGAUGUAAACGUUUUUAUCCAAGUAUUUGGGACAAGAAAGGACAAUGAUCCAUCAGGUGAGGCUGUUUUUAACUGUUCACAAGGGUUAUGCUUUUAAUGGCAACCAAUCUAAGCUUGACGACGACAAGAUCUUAAUCUAGUUUUAAUUGGUUUUGUCCCAUCAGCACCCACAGAUUCACACUUGCUGAGAAUCUGGCCCCGAGCCCUGAUAGGAAAAAAAUGUGUACCUAUGAACAUCCCCAACACCCAGAGAAUUAUCUAUAGAGUGACUUUAAUACACUGUACAGGGAGGUAAGGAAAAAAGGGCUUGUGAAGCUCAUUGGUGUUUGUUCUCUGCUGUGUGAACAUUAAAUAUGAAGUACUUCUUAGUCUGCUGCUAACUCAUCUGUGACUUGCUGUAUUGAGACAUGUGGCAGUAGUGGGAGCUGGUGACCAGACAGGAUGAUCAGAUCUGUCUGCUGGUGGCUACCACAAUUAGGACAAGCUAAAUUGAUGACUUGUAGAGUGAUAGAUUCAGAGCACAACCAAAGAACCUCACUGCAUCUGUCUGCUGGUUGAGCUGACUGGAGCCAGUCCCUUAGCAAAUGGAACGAAAAGGUGGGACUUCAUAGGCUGGACUUGAUGAUCUUAAAGGUCUUUUCCAGCCUUGGUGAUUCUGUGUGUGAUUCUGUGUGUGACUAUUGUUUGAAGCUGGAGAUGUGGCAGAGUGCUGAGUGCCCAUGGUGCUGCUCUCCAUGGGUGCCCUCCAAGAAAACACCAACAGCAGGGAGUUUUGCUUUGUCUCCGAUGUGGCAGCCUUGUCUCUGGCAAGCUGUGGGCACCCUUGAGUUUACAUCACCCCGUCUCCCCCAAAGCUCAGACCUGAGUAAGUUUUAAAUUGUUUUGUUCUGGUGGAUUAUCUGGUGUGGAAUCCUGAUCCCUGUAAUAAAUAUUCAGAUGAUAAUAUAUACAAAGCAGAAAAAAUACCUGUUAUCUUGUGAAAUAUACUUUUGUAAAUAAUAUUUAAUUUUUUUUAAAGAAUAAUAUAUUUGGUGCUGUUUUCUCAGAGCCCCUCCCUGAGAGCACUUUUUUUGUUGUUGAUAAAUGAUACUGUUUCCUUCUGUAUUUGUUGGAAAAUAUGUCGAAAGGGAAACAAAAAUCAUGAUAUACAUUGUCCUCUUAAGUCAAUCCAUUUUUCCUCUGGAUGUGGCAGGAGAAGGGGAGUCACUCCCACCUGGCAGAAUUGGUCUCUGACACAGGUGGUGGCUGAGUGGUCCAGGCAGGUCCUGACGUGUGGGACAGGAGGUGGCUCCAGGCAGUCAGGGAGUGCUCUGAUGUCUGGAAUUUCAUCAUGGAACACUUUCAUUUGGCACCAGAGGUCCCAUCUGGCCACCUGGGCCUCGUGUCGACUCACGCUCCCAGAGUGAGUCCCAAGAAAGCCAAUGGGGCUCCAUCUGGGAAUGGCUUUCCUGAGCAGAUCUGGUUUGUAGGAUCUGGGCCUGAAAUUUUCUCUUGCACCAGUAUUGGCUGGAGUGAAGUGGAUAUCCAGACUUAGAAAACAGGAUUGAACAUCAGCUGCAACCUCUGAUUGCUGUUUCCAGUUGCUUGGGCGCAGCAGGGAUGGAGGAUGGAGAUUUCUGACUAGUCCUUGUUUUUAAACUAAAACAUAAAUCUUUGGACAAGGAUCCUGGUUUUAUUUGUUUGGUUUUUUGUUUGUUUGUUUUGUUGGUUGGUUGUGUGUUGUUGUUUUUUUAAUCAGGCUGCUACAUAACAAAUUAGAGUAAAAGUUUACCUCUCUGGCAGUGAAGUUUUUUUUUCUUUUGUUUGUUUUCCUUUCUGUCUUUAACUUCCCCCCUUCACCCCCUCCUUCUUUUUUAAUUCAUUGGGUCUCUUAUUUAUCCCAAAGUGGACCAACAGCACAAACCACUGGACUGUGUUUUGCUGAGUAAGGAGCUGUUUUCAGUGCUGAUUAACUGUUGCAGGCUCUUUUAAUUCUCUGUUGUUGGUGCACAGGAUUUAAAAAUAUACAGGUAAAAAAACCCAAACCAACCCUACAAAUGAAAUCAGUUGUUCUUGUGAUGAUCAAGUGAGAAUUCUCUCUGUGUGCAUUUUUCUAACUGGUAUGUGAGAGUGUGUUAAUCAUGCGUUUCACUGCACUUCGGUGUUUUGGGAGGAGCAUCAUGUUCCCAUGUGAACCAGUUCUUGGAUGAAGAGGUGACACCCAGAACCCCGGGUGGGUAAAGAGAUGGGCAAGAACCAGAGCUCAGCUCAUUGCAAGGAGCCCUUCUCGCCCGGUGAGGGGCCUCAGAAAUUAAAUGCUCAGAAACAAUUACGUUAGGCAUAGAUUUUGCAGAAUCCUGUUUAAAAAGCAAAAGAGGGGAAACAAAAUCAUCUUGAAUUCAGAAAAAAAAAAAAAUCAACAUACUGAAAUGCAAGCAGAAUGGCAUUGUGUAAGGUACAACCACAAAGAAGCUAUUCUCAUAGUUAUGAACUGUAUGUAUCCUUUGUUUUGUUUUUCAUAAGGAAAUGGGAAUGCUUUCCCCACUGACACAACUAAAGGACAAUAUUUCCAAUACCAGCCUGUCUAUUGAUGCUCUUGUGUUUACAAAUUGUGUAUACUUUUAUUUCUUUGAUCUUAUUUUAAUAUUUUUUUUUUGCAUAUUCUUUCAGGUCAUUUGCUUCAGUAAUAAAUGCAAUUGUUUGUUUUCAAAUAAUUGGUUUUCACCUUUUCAUGUAUUUGUACAUUGUACAUAGUUCUUCAGUAUUAGAGGGAGGUGUAUUGUUUGUCAUAUUUACAAUAUGUGUUGGUGCUCAUUUGAGAAAAUAAAAUUUUCAAGUACUAAA